AUGAGAAGGUCUAGCUUGUACGUCAAUAACUCACGAGAAUGGAGCUGCCCACUUGUUUGUUUCAAUGUAUUAUCAUUUUUGUAUGGACUAAGAUUUCAGAACAAAAUGAGUGUAUUUCCUGGCUUUGGUACGUGGGUCAGUCAGAACAUUCAACAACCUCUUAAGAGACAUGAGAAUGUCAAAUCUAAUUCAGAUACUAAUAAUCUGGAACCAUGGUAUGAGGAUCCUGAUGAGGACCCUAAGUCGAAGGCUGAGUCCAAGAAAUAUGGGGAUGUUAAAUCUAGGACAUUGUAUGCGGUAGAUCCUAAAUAUUUUGACUUAGCUGAGCUGAAGAGACAAGCAAGAGUUUGGACAAAUGCAAAGAAGAAGCAUCCAUGGCAUGAUUCUCCUGCUAAAGUGAAGGUGAAAACAAAAAAUGGUCUUUGCCAAUGGAACAUAGAAUUCACAUUGGGAUUAUAUCCUCAAGGAGCCUAUGAGAUGCUCACUAAUCCAAGAAACAUAGCAUUCUUCAGUCCAUCCAACGACGAUUCCUCUCGUCAUCGUUUGGAAAACAAAUCAACAAAAGUUUUGAAGAAAGAUGGACCGAGGCAGGUCACAAAGGUGGAGAAAGCUUUGAGAUGGAAGCUCCUUAGUUGGUCAGGAUCUAUCCCGAUACAUCUAAUCAUCGACGAAAACCAUAAAACUCUUACGGCAAAAUAUAAGAAAGAGAAAAUGAUGUACAUGAAAGUGUUGGAAGGUAGCUGGAAAGUGGAGCCAUUAUACAUAGAUUCAAAACGCUUGUGCAAUCACAUUGAGCUCAAGAAUUCACAAGAGUACAAAAAAUGUAGCGGAGGACAAGGAAGGAUUGCAUCCAAGGUGACAAUGGAAGAGAUCUUUGAGCCUUCUUCUCCUUUUAAUAUCCCACCGUUUUCUUGGAUCAUCCGUGGGAUCACCAUUAAAACCACCAAGAUUUUGCUCGAAGAUCUUAGAAAAUUUGUUACUGAAGACAACAACAAUAGUCAAUAGUUGAAGCCCCCCAAAUUCGGUAUGGACUGGUUGUGUACAUAUAUAUGGUUCACUUUUAUUAUACAUGAAAACCGAAUAAGGGAAAAAUAAAAAUGAACGAAACAAAACAAAAUAAUAUAUAGACAAAGUUCACAGAUGAGAAUUGAGUAACCUAUGAGAGAUCGAUGCUUUCACGCUUUGAAAAAAAAAUGAAAUUGUUUUAGUGAG
Molecule: messenger RNA, 1212 nt
Organism: Thlaspi arvense
Lineage: Eukaryota; Viridiplantae; Streptophyta; Magnoliopsida; Brassicales; Brassicaceae
Source: the annotation of a GenBank genome assembly